AGAACUCAUAUCUACGGUUAUCUCGAUGACUCCUAUAUUAAUAUAAUCCCGGAUGAUCGAUCUCACUCCGGCAUUUCCUUGCAUCAUUUCCAGGGGGGUAUAUAAUGUCAUAAUCCCGUCGGCUGCAAAUCUAUUGCCAUUGUCAUCAUCACCAUCCCAUCAUUUCCUAUCAGUCCCGUCGCUGCAUCUCCUCCACCUCAUUCUGUUUCUCUUCCUUUGAUUCUCCCAUCUUGAUCCCUCUCAAGUCUUCCUGUCCAGUCUACUGUAUCUCCCUUCCCGCGAUCCCAUUCAUGGCCUUCCGUGUCCCAACCCAACUUCCCCGCCGUCAGACGACCUACUCCCAAGAGCCUCCCACCCUCGACACCUCCCCCUCCUUUUCCCAGGCCCCUGAUGACGAGUCUACUCACUGGGUUCUCUUCUCUCCCUCUCAGGAGUCUGCUUCCGACGCUGCCCAUACCCGUUCCGCUUCUACCGAACGCACCCCCCGGACAACAGGUCCGUCUCGUCUGAGCGACUUCGGCUCCUUUGGCACCCCAACCCAGUCGGGCGCAGGCGUUGAAUCGGCUGAAGACGACGACGAUGAUGAUGACAAGGACGUACUCGAUUCCGUAGACGAAGAUGGCACAGAGCUGGAUAGUCUGGAUGAUGGUCUUCACGCGUUUCCCCACCCUUCCCUGACCCAGGCGACCGUAUCCCGCUGGGAUCAGGGCGUUCCCGCUGUCCUCCCGGCGCACGACGGCCUGGGGAGUUUCAUGGCAUCCAGCCAGACUGUUCAGGAACAGUUAUGGCAGUACGAACAGUUUAACCCUCGUCGCAGGCCGGAGGUGCAAGCCCGUCGGAUGUCGAUUAUUCGUCGACAGCUGGAUACUGUCGCAGAAUCCGAAGAAGUGGAUGUCGAGCGGGAACGAUGGGAGCGUAUCGAAAGAUGGAGGAUGGAUCAGAGUCGUGCGCUCCUGCGUGAGGUUGAACGAGAAACCCGUCGUCGACGACGGAAUAGCCGUGUCAGUCUGACUAGUGACAAGGGAGUUACUCGUUCUCCCGUUGCGACUGAAUCCCUGCAGGACAUUCCCGAGACGUCGAAAGGUGUCCAGUCUUCGGAAACAGAAACGGAAGAAUACGAGACCUUUUGGCAGCGUAUCACUCGCAAGUUUAUCAAGAAUCUCAUCGGCAUCGAUGACUCCUUGUUAUCCGUCAUCCUGGGCGAGUCAUUGCCUGAAGAUCAGCAGCAACAAGAAGAAAAUAAUGCCCGAUCUAGAGCCGAUGCUCAAUUGGAUGGACCGUGGGAUUUGGAUGCCAUAAUGAACCGGGAGCUGGACUCCCUUCCCAACUUCGACCAACAGCAUUGGCAGACAAAGCUUCUCCAACGCGUCGCUCGUGAGUUGGGGAUCCUAAUCCAUCAAUUUGUCGGACAUCCGGGGGCAUUUACGACGUACUUGCAGCUCUCUGAAGGGAUAUCCAGUGAAUACGCUGGCAUGCCCGUAGGCCAUCUGGCGGAGAGAGCAAGCCUCCGAAAUCGUUCCUCAUCAGAUGCGGCCAUUACCACUGCUUCAGCGGACAGCGCGAACAAUCCGGCUUCCAUCCCCUCUCCACACUUUAUUCCCACUCUCCGCGACGCCAACAGUGGCCCAGACCACGCUGCCCAAUGGGGCAUUGAAGACGAAGACACCCACCGCAAUACCACCACUACUGAAGAUCCGUUAUCGGAAUCGACGCGUCUGCAACAAGAACAAGAAUACUGGGAACGCGAACUGGACGUCAUGAUGGUCUUCCGCUACCUGCGCAACCGCUUCAGUCGCAGAGGUAACGAUGACGUUGAUUACGGCAACGCUAAUAAUAAAACCAUUAACAAUAAUCAUAAUCAUAUUCGCAUGCAUAGCAGUUCAAACCCUUCCUCCUACACUCUCCAAGACCCCUCGCGCCGUGCCGCCAUUAUCCGCCAACACCACCCACUCGUCGCACACGCACACUCCCGCUCUCAGGCUCAGACUCGCCGUCAAUCCCAGCUACAGCAGUAUGGCUCGCCCCUCUCUGCACAAAACGGAAUCUCGCGCCAACGCCUCCACCGCUCCAGCUCCAGCUGUGCCAGUCAGAGCGCGAGACUCUCCGCCCUAUCUGGUAAGAGGACCCUGACAGGCUCGAGUCGGAACUACUGGGACAUUGGAGGCAGUGUGGAAAGCGGAAGCGCGAUUAGCCCUGUAGCAGCCGGUGCUGGGGCCUGGGGGGAUAUCUGAAUCAGACUAGGUGAUGUGGUUGAUAUUUGAAGCAUCUCUGUUGAAUUUGGUUUCUGGGGAAGAUAUGCGGCGGCAGAUUCAAGAUUCACUAUUUCCAUCAUAGCUUUCUUUCUUCUGUUUUCAGCAUGGAUCGAGGUUGGCGUUUGUUUUUGCGGGUUUUAUUGUCGUGUCUUGUGGAUAGGAUAGGAUAUGGGCAUACAGCGUCCGUACAUACAAAUUUAUGAAAUGGAAUGUGCUUAUGUGGUUGGUCUUUCCAUGAUCUCGGAUGGAGCAACGAAGACUCACAGAGUACAAUAAUGCUUACUCUGUACGAAGUAUGCUGUAUAACUACACCGUUGAAAGAUACCUCGAUGACGUGGAAUAAGCCCCAAAAAGGCCAUACCAAAAAAAUUGUCACUCAUAUCCAGGUGGAAAUAUACGAG
Messenger RNA from Monascus purpureus, 2653 nucleotides. NCBI's taxonomy places the organism in Eukaryota, Fungi, Ascomycota, Eurotiomycetes, Eurotiales, Aspergillaceae. The record is from the annotation of a GenBank genome assembly.